Messenger RNA from Amphibalanus amphitrite, 3529 nucleotides. RefSeq names its product armadillo repeat-containing protein 3-like. The record is from RefSeq and is a predicted model, not a curated record. Bases 977 to 3382 code for a protein of 801 amino acids. The transcript is spliced from 5 exons. Gene Ontology annotation, molecular function: protein binding. Lineage: Eukaryota; Metazoa; Arthropoda; Thecostraca; Balanomorpha; Balanidae.
GCAAUCGUUAAUAGUUUCCCCUUGGGUGAAACGAAACUUUAGGGUAUUUUGUAAAACUUUCCAAGAAGACUGUUUUGGACACAUUUAUAACGCGGCAGUUGCAAAAUAUUCUCUGAAUUUGUGCGAGAUAUAGAGAAAAGCAUGGACUUUGAUGUUAUGAAUGCCUGCUGCCUGCUAUUGCUUUUUUCAGAAUUAAUAUAAAUGUUAAGUAUCCUAAUAAAAAAUUCACUAAGAUAUUCAAGGAAGUCCAUAAUGAACUUUUGUGAUGCACCAAUCGUGGUGGUCCUUGGAGCCACCGGAGCAGGGAAGUCCAAACUAGCUAUUGAAAUCGCUGAAGAAUUUGAUGGUGAAAUUAUCAGUGCUGAUUCCAUGCAGGUGUAUAAGGGUUUAGACAUUAUUUCCAACAAGGUUACACCAGAAGAACAAGAGCAAGUUCCUCACCAUAUGAUUUAUAUUGUUGAGCCAACAACAAACUACUCUGUUGUCAAGUUCAGGGAUACAGCUUUGUCAAUUAUCGAGGACCUUCGCGGCCGUCAAAAGCUGCCUGUCAUCGUCGGCGGUACCAACUACUACAUCGAGGCGGUGCUGUGGAAGAUACUGGUGGCCGACCGCGCCUCCGAGGGCUCCAACAGGGACGAGGAUGGCGGCACGGCUGAUCAGGAUCGGUCGGAGGGUAGUGAAAACGGCCUGGGGCGCACGGUGGAUGGAACAAAGAGCACAGCUGACCGCUCGGAAAACACGGCUGGCCGACCGGAGCGCACGGCUGACGCCUGCUUUACGACUACCUGUAUUUCUUGGCUCACAAUACGUGGUCUUUUGAGAUAGACGAGUCUGUGUAAAGCUUGCAAUCUGUCUCACAUAUCAGCUAACUUUCUGAAAGCUGAGGUAUCCACUCCUGGAAUACUCUCAGGAUAGUCAGAAGAACGAAAGCGUCCAUCGAGUUUUCUUCUCUCCGCCUCCAGCCACCGCCCUCAGGAUGCCGCUUCAGAAGGGCGAGGCGGUGGAGCCGGGCCGCGUCGAGCCGCCGUUCCAAUGGGAGACGCACAUCCCGCACACGGUGGCGCUGAUGCUGAACGCCACGGAGGAGGACCUUGUGCUCAAAUCCUGUCAGUCGCUCUACAAGUUCGCGCACGAGGCCGAGGUGAACCAGCAGCUGCUGCUGCAGUACGAUAUCCUGCGCCUCCUUCUCGACCACCUGGGUCACUCCAACCGCAGCGUGCGUCGCAUGGCCGCGAUGACGCUCUGCCAGCUGGCCGGGAACGCCACCGUACAGACGUCCUUCCUCGCCGACGGCGGCGCCGGGGGACUGACGCGCCUCAUCGAGAGGCUGGUCGCCGACGACGACCCUGUGGUUGACGAGUUCGUCAGCGGAGCGCUCUUCAGGGUGGCGUCGCAGCCGGUCGGUCAGGCGGCGCUGCUCGUCGGGGAAGCUGUACCCGCGCUCACCCACCGGCUGACUUCAUCAGAUCCGGACGUGCUGAAGAACUGUCUGGACACCCUGCUGGCUGUGCUCCAGGACUUUCAGGCGGUACCUGUGUUCGUGGACAGCUCUGGGAUAGAGCGCGCGCUGGCGCUGGUGCGAGUUGAACCCCCGGUGCUUGUGGACCUUGCCCUGGAGGCACUGCGGAAGGCUAUGUACACCGAGCAGGGGCGUAGACGGCUGAGGGAGAUUGGAGGACUUGAGGACCUGCUGACUCUGCUUGAAGAAGACACACAAGAAGCGCACGCGGCGAGGAUUGUGGCGGUCCUCGAGCACGCCACACUCGAUCCAAAGAGCGUCCGCUCUAUGCACCGGAACGGAGGUCUCCUACUGAUGGUGCAGACUGCCAGAAACAGCAGCGACCCUCAGGUUCUGGCACAAUGCGGGGAAGUUCUCGGUCACCUCGGCAGUGAUCGGCCGUGUGCACUGUCCAUGCGCGAGCUCGGCGCAGAGGCGGUAAUCGUCGGCUCUCUGCUCAGCUCCACGCAGCCGGCGGCGCAGCGCGGCGGUGCGCGAGCGCUGGCAGCGUUCGCCCUGCUGCCGGAGGCGCAGGAGGAGAUGGUGAACCGCGGCGCCGUGCCGAUCCUGCUCAACAUGAUCGGCGUGCAGGAGACAAUCGGUCCGGCGGCUGCUGCACUCGCCGCCAUCACCAGAGGACAUGAGAACGCGUGUCGCCAGGCCGCCGAAGGCCUGGCGAAGAUCGUGGACCGCCUGAGUGGUGAUUGUGACGAGACGGCGGCGCACGCUGCGACCGCACUGGCCAAUAUGGCCGGCCAGGAGUCGGUGCGGCCAAUGGUGGCCACCAGUCGCGCGUGUGACCGCCUACUGGCCUGUCUGGGCUCCGGCAGCGCACCUCUGCUCGUCGCCGUCUGCGAGGCCCUCGGAGUGAUCAGCAUGAGCCUGCGCGCGCGCCACGCGCUGGUCGAACACCACAGCGUCAACCUGAUCCUGAACCUGCUGAAGAGCGACUACCCCGCCGUGCGCAGCGCCGCUGUCGAGGCCCUGCAGAUGCAGUCAGCCGACCCGGCGGCAGCAGAGCAGCUCUGUGCCGACCCGGACGCGAUCGCAGCGCUCCGCCGACUGCGUGCCACCUCAGCUCUGAAGGUGAUCCUGCAGGUGAACAUAUCAGCGCUCUACAGCCAGUUCGGUCGGCUCACGGCCUACCAUCGGCUGACGGACGGAUUCUUCGACGUGGGCCGCGGCGAGGACGGCGACGUCUUACCUGAUCUGAUCACUGAGUUAGAAAGACCACCUUGUCCGGGCCGGUUCGUGUUUCUGCUCAACUCUGGAGUAUGUCCCGCCCGCGUUGAUGCUGCCGGUGAUGACGCCGCUACGAAAGCCGCGCAGCAGUCGCCGCCGCGUCGCUCGCCGCGCCGGACCGACCGGGGCGCGCGCGGCACAUCUCCCGUCUCUGAACGUCCCCCGGCGCGGCCGGUGCCGCCCGAGGACCCCCGGCUGGCCGCCUACGUGUCUUACGUCCGCCAAACGGUAGCACCUCUCGACUGUGAGCUCCAGCAGGCGGCCGAGCUGGCACAGUUCGUGGCGGACCGUAUGGGCGGCACGGUGAGCCGAGACCAGCUGCCGACCUGGUCAGCGGAGCGGCAGCUCUCCGAACUGCGGCGUCAGAGGGCCAGCAACGUGCUGCCCGUUGGAGAGGUGAGCCGUGGGGGUCUGCGCUGCCGCGCGCUCCUCUUCAAGUUCCUCGCCGAUCAGAUUAACGUCCCGUGCACCCUCACCAGAGGCAGCUUCGGCAAGUACUGGAACAGUGUGUUUGUCACGGACCGGAGUCGCGGCGCGCCGGCCGGGGCGUACGCGGAGAAGGUGGUCGAUCUGAUCCACCAGCCCGGGACGCUGAUGACGGUGGGGACCGGUGACGCCGUCAGCUACACGACCGGCUUCUGAGAUCGGAGCAGACCGCUGAUAGCGUGUAAAGAUACCAAACCAGUAGAUAUUGCAGUUGAUGACGUUAAGACACCCAUGCAUAUGGUUGCGUUUUGUGCCGUGAAUAUUCGCCACUGCUGAUAGCAAAAUAAAUCUGCUCGGAAUAGG